Stylophora pistillata is the source of this 982-nucleotide messenger RNA. RefSeq lists its product as uncharacterized. The record is from RefSeq and is a predicted model, not a curated record. NCBI's taxonomy places the organism in Eukaryota, Metazoa, Cnidaria, Anthozoa, Scleractinia, Pocilloporidae.
GCGCGCGGGUUUUCAUCACACAAUUUUGAAAUAAUCAAGGCAGGAUUUUAGUGUUAACUCUCGUUUGGAAAACAUUGCCUGGUUGUGGAAAAAAUGAUGCCUUGUGAAGAAGAAAAAAUUUUUCUCUUAUGCAAAAAAUACGACAAGAUGAAACCAACCGUUCACGAUGUCAUGAAAGAUGCCGAGAAAAUCCAGAAAAACUUUACAUCCGCUGGCGUUCUUCUGAAUCUUGAGUGUAGACUUCUAACAGCAGUGGCAAAUCAUCCUUGUUUUCUUCCUGAGAAUCCUCUUAAUGCUGAAGUACAAGUUAAUUCGCUGCUCCCGUACCUGUCCUCUCCCUGCCCUUGGGUUCGAUCCAUGGCAUGUAGCUUGCUUAGAGUUUUUACAUCGCGAUUGGAUCCCAAAGGGCCGCACAUAGAAACGCAAGCAGGUAGCUCUGGAUGGUCUGGGGAAGCUAUUCAAGUGUCCUGCAACAUGGAAUGUUUUAUCAAUAUUAGAGAAACAAGACACACUGACAGAAUAUCUGGGUGUAUUACUCAAGAUGGACAAAUCAACUGAUGAUGUGAUGAUAACAGCUCGGAUGCUGGAGGUUAUUGACAAUGCCGACCUCCUUCAUACAAUCCUGAAUUUACCAGAUAAACAUGUUGUUGGAAAAUUAGCCAAGUACUUACUGCAACUAUUACCUCCUAUCACCUUAUCAUCUGAAGCCCCAUUCUUAGACCUCAGGUGGAAAUCGCUGAGUAUCAUUUACACAUUGCUUCAGCUGGCUAAAACUAAAGAACUCUCUCAACUGGAUGUUUUAUUCGAUAGAGGGUGUUGUGACGCCGAAAAAGUUAACAGACUUCACACUGUAGUAAAAAGGACAUUUCUCUUUGAGUGAUUUUUUUACUCUUUUUCUCUUGAUGCAUAAUUUCCCCCACUGUAAUGAGUAUUAAUUGCUUGAGAAACAAAAAAAACAAAACAAAACUGAGAAGAAACUUGA